AUGGUGGCCUACAUUUUCUUCAAUGAAAAACUUGUCAACUAUGCUGAGAAGUACCGCGGUACGCAGGCAGUGAUCAUGCACGAGCUGGAGGCGUAUGCCGACGUAACCCUUGAGGGUGAUGGCGCCAGUACUUGGACCAUUGUGCUCUAUAGUCUAUCUACAGCAUCGCUCUUCAUCAUGGACGACUCGGAGGCCAUUGAUGUCAAAGCAAACUCUUGCGUGGCACCCGACUGGAAGUCCAUGCGCUUUGCUCGCACUCUGUUUGCCGGUGCCAAGUACAGAUCCUACACCAAGAUGAUCCCUGCCGGGUUGACACCAACUCCUCAUCGAUUUCUGAUCCCAAAGAGGACGGCAAGUCAGCGAGCUGCCACUCCAAAGCCGCUUGCCAGCGGAUCGCAGCAGUUCCAUGCCACGCCGCGGUUCUCGCUGCAUUCUACACCGCGCGAGCCGCCUGCUUUGCAACCAUCGUCCACGCCGGCGCGUCCGGCGACGUUUGCGCGCCAACGCCAGACGGAAGACAUCAAUGAUGUCAUAGACAGCUCCCCUCCCGACGUGCAGCCGUCCAAGAUCUUCAGAGACUCCAUCGAGGUCGAGUCCAUUCCGUCGUCGUCCUUUGCAGCGGCUGCGGCAUCGGAUCAUGGGUUUCACGUCGAAGAGAGCGACCCCGAGCAUGGGGCGCCUUUUCCAAAGCGGCGGCGCUUAUCGGUAUCUUCGGUAGUGGAGGAUGAGGAUGAGCCUACCUUGCCUUGGACAGAUCCUUUAGACGAGAUAAGGGCCGCGCAGUCGGACGACGAGCAUCUGGACAAUCCUGAUGAUUUUGAGUCGACAGCAAACUCGGAUGCACCAGAGUCACCGGGGGUGAAUGUUCAACAGCCAACAUUUCAAAGAGCACCAAGAUUCAAGCCGGUUGAGCGACCAGAGGGCACAACUCAUGAUCCGCUGCCCGACGCCUUUUCACCACGGAGGAGAGGCACUAAAGAUGUCCCAGGAGGACUUGCGGCCCAAGUCAGAGAUUGGCUCAUGGACAUUGAAUCCAAUACGGGGUCCAAACGAGACGGGGAUUUCGUGGCGCGAAUCUCCGUGGAAGAGUUCCGGCAUGGUCAGAGCAUGGUUCUCGUCAAGGGGCACAUUGUCCCAGACGAUAGCUCUACGACACAACACCGGGCGACAGUCCCAAGCUUACAGGUGAUGCUUGCGGGAGAGGGCCGCUUGCUUGAUCUGGCGAGAAGAAACGAAGUCAUCGUCGGAGCUCUCGUGGCAAUUGCCAAACCUGUCUGGGAGAUCAACCUUGGGCCGGAAGGCCGGUGGGCAGUCGCUUGUGAUUGGGUUGUCCUAUGA
This is a messenger RNA of Pestalotiopsis fici W106-1, 1338 nucleotides long. RefSeq lists its product as uncharacterized. The transcript is spliced from 2 exons. The coding region runs from base 1 to 1338 and encodes 445 amino acids. The record is from RefSeq and is a predicted model, not a curated record. NCBI's taxonomy places the organism in Eukaryota, Fungi, Ascomycota, Sordariomycetes, Amphisphaeriales, Sporocadaceae.